AUGACAGUCAGCUCACAGUCCAGAGCUUUCUCUCCUGGGCUGAGGAAGCUCUUCCAGGAGCUCCUCGCGGCAUUCCAUGCUGCAGUGUUCUUCCCUGAAGUCUCCUUCCUUUCUGACCCGUCUGUGAAGGUGUCAGACAUCAUCUCAGCACGGAGAGGUGCUGUCACUGCUGACGAGGCUGCAGACUGCAGUCGGUCUCUGGUAUUCACUACUGUUGACUCGUCUUUGUCGAAGAUGAGCCCCUGCUCUGAAGCGGGGAAACCCUGUAACCCCUGUCUGGACGCAGCGAAGGCGUGCAACCUCAACGAGACAUGUAAACGCCUGCGAUCCGCCUACAACUCCAUCUGCAGCAAGGCCACGCCCCCUCAGCCCUCCCUGGCCAAUCAGGAGCCGUGCAGCCGGAAGAGGUGUCAGAAGGCUCUGCGUCAGUUCUUCGAGCGGGUCCCGUGGGAGCUGAGCUACCCUCUGCUCUUCUGCUCAUGCCCAGACCAGGCGUGUGCCGAGCGCCGCCGCCGCACCAUCGUCCCCUCCUGCUCCCACCAGGAGAGGCACAAGCCCACCUGCCUGGAGCUGAGACGCACCUGUCGCUCCGACGCUCUCUGCAGGUCUCGGCUCGCAGAUUUCCACAUGAACUGCCAGAUGACGUCUCACACCGUCACCAGCUGCCCCCAUGACAACUACCACGGCUGCCUCAUGUCCUACGUCGGCCUCCUCGGCUCAGAUGUGACGCCAAACUACAGCGACAGCAGCCCCUCCAAUAUCACCAUCAGCCUGUGGUGUACCUGCAGGGGCACCGGCAAUCAGGAGCCCGAGUGUGACGCUUUCCACCGGGACUUCACACACAACACCUGCCUCAAAAACGCGAUCCAGUCAUUUGGUUACGGCGCAGAGGGCGGCACUCUUCUUGUAACCGAGCCGUCGUCCACCUUCUUACCCCCCGCCCAGCCACCAAUCAUCUCCAAACCCGCUCCCUCUCUACACGGCAACGCAAUCAAACCCAUGGACAGUGCUUGUAUGUUUUCCACAUGUGCUAACCUGCAGGACGGCGGCCAGAAGUGCGUCCCCUCUGACGAGUUCGAGUGCGAGGAGUGUGAAGUAGAGGAUGAGGUCAAGGGAGACACAUCCACACAGGGACGAGUGGGGAGAUUUCUUCUUUGCUCUCAUUUGCCUGCUGACUUCAUCAUCUGUCGCCUCACCGCGUCCCUCCUUUGUAUUCUUUUUAUCUCCGCUCUCCGUCGGCCACAGCGGCCGAGCCUGUCGUGUUCGAGUGGAGAUGAAGAGCCUGUCGAGCCUCUGCUGCAUGUCGAGCUGCUCUCCAAAGCUCGUAGUGCCUGUGUGACUCCUGCAGCCUCCUCCUCCUCCAUCCUGCUCCAAAAACCUGCUCACACUGUUCGCUCGCUCUCUGUUCACAAGUUCAGACAUUCGUUCAUCACAGUGAUCCCUGACGGCCAUCUUCUAACACAGAGUCAGUCACCAUGA
This is a messenger RNA of Morone saxatilis (striped sea-bass), 1479 nucleotides long. Its product is annotated as GDNF family receptor alpha-2-like. Gene Ontology annotation, molecular function: signaling receptor activity. The record is from RefSeq and is a predicted model, not a curated record. Gene Ontology annotation, biological process: nervous system development. NCBI's taxonomy places the organism in Eukaryota, Metazoa, Chordata, Actinopteri, Moronidae. The transcript is spliced from 11 exons. The coding region runs from base 1 to 1479 and encodes 492 amino acids. Gene Ontology annotation, cellular component: signaling receptor complex; external side of plasma membrane.